AUGGUGCACAAGAUAAUCGUAGACACUGAUCCUGGAGUUGAUGAUGUCCUUGCGAUACUUCUGUUAUUGUCUUCACCGGAAGUCUCCAUCGAAGUGAUUAGCGUCUGCUUCGGCAACACUACGGUGGACAAGGCUUCCUUAAAUAUUCAAAAGCUAUACCACGUCCUCGAUCGUCACAUUGCGCAGCAUCCAGGAGAAAAGAACCGUUUCGCUGGCCUACAAACCACAACAAAAACGAAACUCGUCAAGGGUGCCAGUGGUCCACUUGAGGGCACUCUCGACCUUGCGGAAUAUUUUCAUGGCCCGGAUGGACUCUCUGACAUCACGACCACUCACACAGAGUUUGAUGCUCCUGUUGCAGUCCCCCAACAUAGUCCUCUUUUGCUCUCGUCAGAACCCGCCCAUGACGCGAUUUUGUCCACCUUGGCGUCUGAGCCUCCAUUGUCAGUCACACUCCUAUCCCUGGGGCCUUUGACAAAUGUCGCCCUUGCAUUGAAAAAGGAUCCACAAACAUUUUCCCGAGUCAAGCGAGUCGUCACCAUGGGAGGGACUUUCGAAACACCAGGCAACACAUCACCUGCAUCGGAGUUUAACUUCUUCGCCGAUCCGUAUGCCGUUGACAUUGUCCUCAAAUCUGCGACUCUCGGACAUUUUGACUUUCUCCUCACCCCACUGGAUAUUACUUCGCAGCAUACAAUACCUUUCGGCGACCUCAUCCGGCCCGAUGCAGAGCAACGGACACCCAACAUUCUUCGCUCUUUUAUCGAUCCCGUUUUAUCGCGGACCAGGCGGGUCCUUACCGCAUGGGGCUACACGGGAGAUUUGUUUGGGAUGCACGACCCUCUGGCCGCGUUUUUCGUGAUUGACCAUGCUGAAAUCCGUGGUCUGGAUCUCAAGGUGGGAUGGGCUACGAAGAAACGAGAAUUCAUAAUCGAACGAACGGGAGAGCUCACGAAAGGUAUGUGUGUUGUUGAUCGCCGAACGUGA
Cantharellus anzutake is the source of this 987-nucleotide messenger RNA. RefSeq names its product putative hydrolase. Lineage: Eukaryota; Fungi; Basidiomycota; Agaricomycetes; Cantharellales; Hydnaceae. Gene Ontology annotation, cellular component: cytosol. The coding region runs from base 1 to 987 and encodes 328 amino acids. Gene Ontology annotation, biological process: purine nucleoside catabolic process. The record is from RefSeq and is a predicted model, not a curated record. Gene Ontology annotation, molecular function: purine nucleosidase activity. The transcript is spliced from 6 exons.